Osmerus eperlanus (European smelt) is the source of this 4658-nucleotide messenger RNA. RefSeq names its product E3 ubiquitin-protein ligase DTX4-like. The transcript is spliced from 10 exons. Gene Ontology annotation, biological process: Notch signaling pathway; protein ubiquitination. Gene Ontology annotation, cellular component: nucleoplasm. Lineage: Eukaryota; Metazoa; Chordata; Actinopteri; Osmeriformes; Osmeridae. The coding region runs from base 346 to 2502 and encodes 718 amino acids. Gene Ontology annotation, molecular function: ubiquitin protein ligase activity; zinc ion binding. The record is from RefSeq and is a predicted model, not a curated record.
CAUUUUCAGGGUAUCAGGACGGAGACGAGAGUGUACGUCAGUUAGACUAUGUCCUAACUAGAUCAUUGUCUUCAAAAUAACCGAGAAUGUUCCACUAUGGAACUUGUAUUCGAAAUCCUUUGAUUGUCACUGAGAGAUUUUGCUACAUUUUCAACUAGGUUUGAGACCUUAAAAUGUACGGACUGACGACCACUUGAGGAUUAUGUGUGGUGAAAGAGCACUAUGCAGGAGACCUUACAAAGACUGAUGUAUUUUCUCUGAGAGGAAUUAUUUUGCUGUAUCGAUUUGUAGUUGGUUGAAACCUUUGGACAGUGGACAGCGAGGACUGAUAAGAACAGGGCCAGCAUGCUGCUCGCCUCCGCUGUGGUCGUCUGGGAAUGGCUCAACGAGCACGGACGGUGGCGGCCGUACGGCCCGGCCGUGUGCCACCACAUCGAGGCGGUGAUACGGAACGAUCCCCGGAGUGGCAGCGUUGUUCUGGGUCAGGUCGACAACAGCCUGUCUCCCUACAUCAUAGACCUCCAGUCCAUGCAUCAGUUUAGACAGGACACAGGCAGGAUCCGGCCGGUGCGUCGUAGCUUCUUUGUGCCCAGCUCCGCCCCGGCCCAGGGCUGGCUGUGGGAGUGGGAGGGCGAGGAGGAGGGGUCCUGGACGGCCUACGACACAGAGGUAUGCAUCGCCCUCCAGGCGGCCCGGGACCGCCUCCAGUCCAGCGUGGACCUGGCACCGCUGGGGCUGGCCUACGUGGUGGACCUGAAGACCAUGACCCAGCGGAACCCGCGGAGCCAGCGCAGCAGAAGGGUGCGUCGCAGGGCCGACAUGGCCUACCCCCUGGUGGCGGAGCAGCUGCCCCGGGAGGGCGGGGGAGUCAAGGGAGUUGGGGGGGGAGGGCCCACGGGGGCCUUCCUGGGCGUAGGGGUGUCCGGGGGUUUCAAAGGAGGGUCGGGGUACUCUAAAGGAGAGCCAGUGCCGCCAGGGUUGGGCCCGCCUUGCGGCUGCCAGCAGUGCAUGCUGGUCCAGUGCGUCAAGUCAGGAAGCAGGAAGGUGGGGGCGGGGUCUAACACGUUGAGCAGACGGCAGUCCCAGCAGUCCAAGCCGCCUAGCCCCAAGACGAGGGCGUCCACGCUGGGGCGGGGCCAGACCAGGAGGAACUCCAUGUCUAACUCCACCCACUCCCGCACGCUGCCGCACGGACACGCCAUAUCACGGAACACCGCUUCUUCCAAACGGAACGCGGCCCUCUUCGCCCAAUCCCUCGCCGCCCUCACCUCGGGCACCGCCUCCCUCUCCAUCUCAGCCAACAGGCCCUCGUCCAAUAAAAAGCCUCGGUCGUCCCCGCCCACACCCUCCUCCUCACCCAGGAGUUCGUCGGUGCCAACUGCCACCCUCGUCACCCCGGCGAAAAAAGUGACCUCGCCUCCCUCGCCGGUGCCGUCUCCGUCGCCGGUGGUGAUGUCGCCGCAGCGCUCGCUGGCGUGCCGCGCCCCCCUCCCCCGCCGGUCCAGUCUGGUGGGGCUGAGCAGGCCCGCCCUGCAGCGCAUCGCCAUGGCACAGUCACGCGCCCUCAUCGCCUCAGGUGUGCCCACCGUCCCUGUGAAGAACCUCAAUGGAUCCAGCCCAGUGUAUCCCGCGUUGGCAGGUAUUACAGGGAUCCUGAUGAGCGCGGCAGGGCUGCCAGUGUGUCUAACCCGCCCCCCUAGAAUGCAGCUUCACCCCCCUCCUGUCAGCAAGAGCGACAUCAAGCCUGUACCUGGCCUGGGUCACUGCUGCCGCAAGACCACCAAGAAACAGGCCCGCAAAGGGAAGAGCCCAGAGGAGGUGGUGAUGAAGUACUUUAAGAGGGCCAGGACUCUGCCUGACCUGGACUGUACCAUCUGCAUGGAGCCCCUGGAGGGGCCGUCGGGGUGCGGGGGCCCGGGGUUAGGGGCUGUGCAGCGGGGGGAGUCAGUGGGCCGUCUGGCUCAGUGUGGACACCAGUACCACCUCCAGUGUCUGGUCACCAUGUACAACAACGGCAACAAGGAUGGAAGCCUGCAGUGUCCCACCUGUAAGACCAUCUACGGGGUGAAAACGGGAAGCCAGCCAGCAGGGAAGAUGGAGUACCAUGUAAUACCCCACUCCCUGCCUGGACACCCCGACUGGAAAACCAUACGCGUCAUCUACAACAUCACCCCCGGCAUUCAGGGUCCAGAGCACCCUAACCCUGGCAAGCCCUUCACAGCCAGGGGCUUCCCCCGGCACUGCUACCUCCCAGACAGUGAGAAAGGACGCAAGGUCCUGAGUCUGCUCCUGGAAGCAUGGGAUCGCCGUCUCAUCUUCUCCGUGGGGACCUCCAGCACCACGGGGGAACAGGACACGGUGGUCUGGAAUGAGAUCCACCACAAGACCGAGUUUGGCUCCAACCUGACGGGCCACGGCUACCCUGACCCCGGUCACCUGGACAACAUCCUGGACGAGCUGAGGGCGCAGGGCAUCACGGAGGAAGACUCCCUGCUACUCUGAGAGAAGAAGAAGAGGGGAGGACCAUCAGAGAGAGGAGGAACGGAGAGAAGAAGAAAGAAAGAGCAAGAAGAGGACGAGAGAGAACGAUCUGAUGACUAACAAAGACUCACUAUCAGGAAAAGGGGACGUAAUACGUUAUUGGUUGACUGUUUUGAAGGCUCCUCUUGAUUGGUGGGUUCACUUUGGGCUUCUAACCAAUCGUACAAGAAAUAGUAGGCUCAUUAUGGCUGUAUUUUGUUUAUGGUGGUCACAUUUUUAAGUGAUUAUUUACUAAACCUAGUUUGUCAAUACUGAGGUGAGAUUGAGCCGGUACUAGUUAACUAACCUUGAAUAACUUACAAGUUACACUACUCGGAAAGAGAAGAGAAGGAAUGGAGAAGCAAAAUCGUGGAACUGAAGAAAACCCAAUGGAAAGAAAGGACACGGGAUGAGAGAUAUGAAGGGGAGGGGGAGAGGACUCGGAAGGAGGAGAAAGACAAAGAAGGAGACUGAGAGAAAGAAAAAAUGGUACGAGUAUGUAGCUUAGAAUAGGAGUAGUAACUUAACUUGUAAACGGUACUUCAACAGAGCUUACGAAUCACACGAGAGAGAAAGAAAAGGAGACCGAGCCUGUACGUCAUUCGAUCAGAUCCACCUUUGGUUUGGGUGUGACACUGGUUGCUGACGCGUUCUAGUGUGCCCCCUUGUGGACACACUUCUCAACUACACCUCUGCUCACUGACUACACAGAGACCCAACCAAACAUUACUGUGUAACAUAAUAAUAAUAAUAUGUUCAUUUAGCAAACGCUUUUGGCCAAAGCGGCGUACAGAUGGAAAUUUGAACCUGCAACCUCUUGGUGUUCAGUUAAAUGCUCUAGCACUGAGCUAUAGCCACCAUAGUACACAAACAUACAAAGACCCACCGGUUUUAUAACAACUUAUUUGAUCCUUUUGAGGAUGUAACCUUCAUUUAACCUCAUUCCAUGUAUGGUAUGUUGAGUUUACAUGUAUGUAAAUAGUUUUUUUAUACACUUUGUACCAACUGUGUGUAGAGGGGGGGGGGGGGCAGUGUUGAUGUGAUUGUGUGAGGGCCAGACACGGAGCCUCCUCUUGUGUUUUGUAGUCUGACUGAGGAGCUCAUCUGGUUCGAAACACAACCUGCAUUAAUCUAGAUACUUCCUGCACCCCGAUUCUACAAGUCUGAUGGACAGUGAUGCCGCUGAAAGUCAGCUUUCUUACCUUCCUGGUGACUGGAGGGAGGGAAAAGAGCUGGAUGGGUCAUUAAUGUCAUAUAUAUACAUAUGAGUGCUGCUUACUUUUAUAAAGGAGCCAAGCAUUUGGGCUUACUUGGAAGGAUUGACUGCAGUGUUGGGCGUGUUAUGAUGGGAGUUGUAGUGUGUCACUUCCUUGAAGACUGAAGCUGUGUAGAAAAGCACCUUUCUGGCUGUUACAAGAACCUGUGUGUGUGUGUGUGUAUGUAUGUGUGUGUGUGCGCGCACAUUGUCACUCCUGUGAAUGCGUGUGCAUUUGCAUCGUUAGGUGUGAAUGUCGACUGUGUGUACAACGACAUGUUCUGUGGUACGGUUACCGUGCCAACAAUUAGACACCAAGGUCCUUUAACUCAAUACUAUAAUACCCUCUUCUUAUGACUUUUUAGUGUAGUUAGUUUAUAACAAGCGUUUUUGCGUUUUUAUUAAUGUACAUAAUUUAUUGUAUACAGUGUCAUUUGUAAUAUCUUUCCUAUGGUUUAAAUGACAGAUUGUGUUUUUUCCUUCUACUGUGUUUACAGAAGCCAUGCACCUAUGUUUCUUUUCUAUGGGAAAGGGUAUUUUACUGUAGACUUAUUCUAAGUAAAUAUGGUAAAUGUACUUUGAUACUGUAUUAUAGGUCUAUUAACGAGCCCCUAUUGGUCACUUAUGACUGAUACUGUCCUUUGACUGGUCUUCUUGAUCUCUCCAUUAUGUCACCAUUAUAGCCAUUAUAAAUUGAUUGUCUAAUAUGCUGAAUGCUGGAUAAGUAGUUGAUUGUUUUUGUUUAGCCUACUUUGCUAAAAGCAGGGUUGCAGCUAUUCAUUUAUGGGGUGACCAUGACAACAUGCUUUUGCAAACAAAAACAACACAUUGCUUAAGUGUGAAUAACUAUUGAUUACCGAACAAAUAAAUGAAUAAUGCUGAA